AUGGGAAAACCAAAAGUUACUAAGAAGGCUGCUAAGAUUGUUAAAAAGAAGAUUGCAAAAAAGUCAACAGGUCCAAGACCCACAAGAACUAUCCAAGCAACAGUUGCUUAAGCUUAGGCUACCACACAACCAAGUGCUGGUCAAAGAAAAUUGCCCAGAUAAAACAGAAGAAAUAAAUAAGCUAAAGGAAAAUCAAAUAAAAAAGCAUAAAAAAAGUGA
Molecule: messenger RNA, 219 nt
Organism: Paramecium tetraurelia
Lineage: Eukaryota; Ciliophora; Oligohymenophorea; Peniculida; Parameciidae
Exons: 2
Source: RefSeq, a predicted model, not a curated record